Cavia porcellus (domestic guinea pig) is the source of this 2591-nucleotide messenger RNA. RefSeq names its product transmembrane protein 198 (gene Tmem198). Gene Ontology annotation, cellular component: cytoplasmic vesicle; plasma membrane. The transcript has 5 exons. The record is from RefSeq and is a predicted model, not a curated record. The coding region runs from base 1 to 1857 and encodes 618 amino acids. NCBI's taxonomy places the organism in Eukaryota, Metazoa, Chordata, Mammalia, Rodentia, Caviidae. Gene Ontology annotation, biological process: positive regulation of canonical Wnt signaling pathway.
AUGCCCGCAUGGCGCCCGGACCGCGGGCCCCCGGGCCCCGCGCAGCCCCAGAGCAGUCCACGGAGGCUCCGAGGGGGCGGGACCGGGGAGGGGGCGGAUCCGGAGGGCCCGGGCCCCGCGGGCGGGCCCGCUCCCUCCCCGCCGCGCAGAGCCAGCGGCCGGAGCCGAGCCCCCGCACGGUGCUCCGCGGUCCCUCCAGCCGCGAUCGGCGCUCAAGCCUCGGCUGUGGCCGCCGCUGUCCGACGUGUCACUGCGAGGGCCCCGCCCCCGGGGUGGGGUCUCGGGCUCCAGCUACCGGAGAGGGAGGAGAAGGGGAGGUUAAAGGGGAAGGCCCCCCGGAAGUGCCCCCUCCUCGGCGCCGGAGAGGGAGGCUCUGGGGGCGGAGUCCCCCGCCUCCCCCGGCGUGGUUGGUGCGUCCCGGGUGACGUCAGAGCGUCCCGCCCCUGCCUGGAUGGUGCGCCCCGAGUGACGUCAGGAGCCGAGGCCGGAGCUGUCCAUCAGCACCAAGGGCCGCGGGCGGGAUCAGGGCAUGGGGCCGCGGCUCCGGGACAGCCCGCACCCCUGCUCCUGCUCCUUCCCCUUCCCCGGGCCGGGCCAGAGUCUCCGGACGCCGCGGGACUGGAGUGCCAGCCGGUGUUGGAGGUGGAGCGGCGACACCGCCGCGCGGAGACCGGGCUCUCCGGCCCAGCAGCCCCCUUCCUCUCCGGACCCCAUUCGGUUGGAGCCUUGUGCGCCCCGACACCCCGGCCCCUACGGCCCCUGCAAGCCUCCUUUGCUCAGAAGCUCAGGUCGCCUCCAGCCCAGGUAGACCUGGCGGGUGACCCCCUUCCACUCCUACCACCAUGCCGGGCACUAUGGAGACCCUGCGAUUUCAGCUGCUGCCCCCAGAGCCUGAUGAUGCCUUCUGGGGUGCACCUUGUGAGCAGCCCCUGGAACGCAGGUUACCGCUGCUUCAAGGCAGUGCUCUUCCUCACGGGGCUGCUGUUUGGCUCAGUGGUCAUCUUCCUGCUGUGCUACCGAGAGCGGGUGCUGGAGACGCAGCUGAGCGCUGGGGCAAGCGCGGGCAUCGCGCUGGGCAUUGGGCUGCUCUGCGGGCUGGUGGCCAUGUUGGUGCGCAGCGUGGGCCUUUUCCUGGUGGGGCUGCUGCUCGGUCUGCUGCUCGCUGCUGCAGCCCUGCUGGGCUCCGCACCCUACUAUCAGCCUGGCUCUGUGUGGGGACCACUGGGGCUGCUGCUGGGGGGCGGCCUGCUCUGUGCCCUGCUCACCCUGCGCUGGCCCCGCCCACUCACCACCCUGUCCACUGCUGUGACCGGUGCUGCACUCAUCGCCACCGCUGCUGACUACUUUGCCGAGUUGCUACUGCUGGGGCGCUACGUGGUGGAGCGACUUCGGGCCGCCCCCGUGCCCCACCUCUGCUGGAGGAGCUGGGCCCUGCUGGCACUGUGGCCCCUGCUCAGCCUGAUGGGCAUUCUGGUGCAGUGGCGGGUGACGACAGAGAGGGACUCACACACAGAAGUGGUCAUCAGCCGGCAGCGACGACGUGUGCAACUGAUGCGGAUUCGGCAGCAGGAAGAGCAAAAGGAGAAGCGGCGGAAGAAGAGAGCACCUCGGGGCCCCCACAGAGGCCCCCGGGCUCCUCCCAGGCCUGGGCCCCCCGAUCCUGCUUAUCGUCGCAGGCCAGUGCCCAUCAAACGCUUCAAUGGAGAUGUCCUCUCCCCGAGCUACAUCCAGAGCUUCCGGGACCGGCAGACCGGGAGCUCCCUGAGCUCCUUCAUGGCCUCACCCACAGAUGCAGACUAUGAGUAUGGGUCCCGGGGACCACUGACAGCCUGUGCAGGCCCCCCUGUGCGGGUAUAGCUGUGUCUCCACCUGUCUACACUCUGCAGUCACCAGCUCUGCCAGCCUGAGGAGGCCUGCCAGGCUGCUACCCUGGCCACCUGGCCCUGUGGCCUUUGGCUGUGCCUCUACCCUCCAUGGACAGGGCUGGCCUGGUCACUACAAGGGAGGAUCUGUCUCAGGCUAGGCCUGGCCUGAGUGGAAAGCCCCCUUUCAUGCUCCCGAGGGGCUCCUGAGGGACUUGGGGUACGAGCCCAUUGGGGUAUGCUCAGGGUUGUGAGUGUGUUGCCUGUGUGUGCACAUGUGUGAGGGAGUAGGCUUGGAGCAGACACUGGGCCCUUGCCUUAGAUUUCUGAUUGGUAGGCCACCCUCAGGGCUGGCCUGCCCCCCCCCUCCGCUGGGGUCCCACAGGCUGCUCUCCUGCAUGUCUGUGCGGAAGAGGCCUGCCUGCCUCCACUGUUACCCUGCUACCCAACCACUCAUUGAAGGGUUCCUGUCCCUGUCCACAUGGCAAACUGCAGCAGCCACAUCCUGAUGCCCUGGCUUCUGCAAAGCCACCAGCCUGCGAUCAGUGACAGGGGACGGGGAUGGGGAGUCCUGCCCUGAGCUGGGAUGGGGGGUGUGAAGGCAUGGGCCUUACAUGCACGGUGCAUGUCUGGUGUCUAUCAUGCCACCUGGACACCUCAUGCUUCUGUCUCCCCCACACACCUGCUUUACAUCUUUUAUAAAUGUGCCAAACUGUGUGGCCUCUGCCA